Cetraspora pellucida is the source of this 260-nucleotide messenger RNA. The record is from the annotation of a GenBank genome assembly. NCBI's taxonomy places the organism in Eukaryota, Fungi, Glomeromycota, Glomeromycetes, Diversisporales, Gigasporaceae.
AAGACACUCAUCAUUUCUACGAACCAGAAGAUAACCUUCCUCCAUAUAGUGAAGAAGUUACUUACCAAACCUCACUAGAAACUAACGAUACUCCCUCUUGGAUUAUUCAACUUGACCAAGAAAAUAUCCUUGAACCUAGGAAUUCUAGUGAUAAAGAACUAGACUCGAACCACAAAUUAGAUAUUGACCUAGAUAACUUUUUCUAUACUGCCCCUGUUCAACCUCCUGUUGCUUCACCAUCUCCACCUUCUAUAUAUUAA